Seminavis robusta is the source of this 980-nucleotide messenger RNA. The record is from the annotation of a GenBank genome assembly. Lineage: Eukaryota; Bacillariophyta; Bacillariophyceae; Naviculales; Naviculaceae.
CUCGCAUUGGCCAGUCUCUUUUUGCCAUGCAACAACGACUUGGAAGAGGCAUCUUGUGGGAACAAAUGGGAUGGAUGCAAAAUUGUUAUCCGUGUACAUGGAGAGGGAUUUCUUGCAAGGAUGAUGAUGUAACGGAGAACAAUAGUACAACGGCUAGCAGCAGUCAAUCAGUAGUGGGGUUGUCAUUGGGAUCCUUGGGAUUGCAGGGGACGAUCCAUCCAUUUUUGGGGCUGCUGAAAAGCAUUGAACAUCUUGAUGUAUCAAACAACAUGCUGCAAGGAACCAUACCGACGCAGUUGGCCUAUCUUGUUGACCUUGAUGUCCUUCGCUUGAACAACAAUAAAUUGGCAGGAUCGGUGCCGUCCUCCCUCUGUAACUUGCAGCAGCCGCCAUCGAGACUCGAAGUUGAUUGCUGGGGUAGCAACCCUGCGGUAGUUUGUGAUUGCUGCACAUUUUGUGCUGGUUUUCCCACAGUGCAGCCUACCCCAACUCCGACACAGCAACCAUCCGAUUGGCCCAGUCUAGUUCCCACGGAACUGCAAGAACCAUCCGAUAUCCCCAGCAUGGUCCCUACUGAACGGAUCAGCACAGAGACAACAACCUUGGACAUGGAUUUCUUCUUGCAAGCAGAAGAAGCUACAAGAAUACCAAUCACGUCGGCCCCGACACCGCAUCCAACACGGAGAACGCAACAACCAGGAACUGUACCUUCACCCGCACCUACGUAUGAAGGCGAUCCAGCCGCGGAAUGGCUCGAGCACCUAUCAUCUUGCGGAGGAGAUGAUGUUGGCAUUUCGGAACAAAUCCAACUGUUGUCCCCUAAAAAAUCUAAUUUCUCUUUGUCAGUACGUGUGUCGAAAGGCCCCCACUGCCCCAGGAACUGGGAUGGCUUCAAGGCUGUGAUCCGUGUGCUUGGGGUAGAGUAUAUUGCCACGAGAACAAGCUUGUGGGGUUGGAUUUGUCAUCCCUUGGACUGGAAG